Messenger RNA from Plasmodium adleri (nom. inval.), 1329 nucleotides. Its product is annotated as rRNA biogenesis protein RRP5, putative. The record is from RefSeq and is a predicted model, not a curated record. Gene Ontology annotation, molecular function: RNA binding; protein binding. The transcript has a single exon. The coding region runs from base 1 to 1329 and encodes 442 amino acids. Gene Ontology annotation, cellular component: nucleolus; small-subunit processome. Gene Ontology annotation, biological process: rRNA processing. Lineage: Eukaryota; Apicomplexa; Aconoidasida; Haemosporida; Plasmodiidae.
AUGGUUGAACAAAAAGAAGAUAGUUAUAUAACAAAUAAGAAGGAAGAUGAAAAUAAAACCAACAAAAAAAUCAUCCAUAUUAAAGAUGAACAAAUAAAUAAAAAAAAGAAAAAAAAGAAAGAAAAGAAAAAAACGGAGGGGAAAUCUGUAACUAAAGAAAUAAAUGAAACGAGCAAUUUAAGUUUGUAUUCAAAUAUAUAUGAAGAGAAAAAACACAAAAAAAAUAAAAAUAAAAAGGAAAAGGAAAAUGACAAAUUGGAUAAUAUUAACGACAGCUCCAAAAAAAAGAAUAAAAAAAAGAAGGAUACAAAAUUAACAAAUAAUGAUGAAAUGAAUGAUGACGAUAUUAUAAGUGAUCAUGAAGAUGAUAUUAUAUAUGACCAUGAUGAUAUUAUAAGUGAUCAUGAUGACCACAUUAUAGAUGAUAAUAAUAAUACACAAUUAAAAAAUAAUGAUAGUAUUAUUAAUAUUAAUAAUAAUAAUAAAGUAACACCAUUCGAUUAUGAAAGACUAAUAGCCUCGGAAAAAAAUAAGAGCGCUAUAUGGAUCAGUUAUAUCGCUUUUUAUUUAGAACAAAAUAAUUUAGAAGAAGCUAGAAAAAUUGCAGAAAGAGCAUUAAAAACUAUUGAUAUUCAUGAAAUUGAUGAAAAGCUAAAUAUAUAUUUAUGUUAUAUAAAUAUGGAAUGUUUAUAUGGUGAUAAAUUAGAUGAUAUUUUUAAAAGAGCAUUAUUAUGUAAUAAUGAAAAAUCAAUUUAUUUACAUACAAUUAAUAUAUUAAAAAAAAAUAAAAAAUUAAUACAAUUAAAAGAAUUAUGUGAAGAAGCAAUUAAAAAAUUUAAAUAUUCUAAAAAAAUAUGGUCAUGUUAUUUACAAAUAUUACAUAAUACAUUUAAAGAUGAAGAAUAUGCACAUAAUAUUUUAUUAAAAUCUUUACAUUCCUUACCUAAAAAAAAACAUCUAAGUAUGAUAAUUAAUGCUGCACGUUUUGAAUAUAAAUAUUCAAAUAAAGAAAGAGGAAAAACAUAUUUCGAAAAAUUAAUUCAAGAAUAUCCUAAAAGGUCAGACCUCUGGUUUACUUAUCUAGAUAUACAUAUCAAUUCAUUAACAAAAAAUGAAAAUAAAGAAAAAAUCAAAUUAAAUUUAAAAGAACUACAAUUUAUUAGAAAUAUAUUUGAAAGGUUUUUGUCAUAUAAAUUUAAACCAAGAGUUAUGAAAAUUAUUUUUACAAAAUGGCUUCUAUUCGAAAAAAGUCAAGGAAAUAUGCACAGUCAAAAAACUGUUCAGGAGAAGGCCUAUAAUUAUGUUGAGAGUUUAAACGCACUUGUAUGA